Molecule: messenger RNA, 645 nt
Organism: Prorocentrum cordatum
Lineage: Eukaryota; Dinophyceae; Prorocentrales; Prorocentraceae
Source: the annotation of a GenBank genome assembly
GAUGUCUCCAACACACACGCUUUUGCAGGCUGAUGUGACAGGCGCUUACCUGCAGUCCCAGCUCGGAGGACGGCCGGUAUGGAUUGUCUUACCUCCGAGCUUGUGGCCGACAUGGUGGUCCGAGAAAGGCUACAAGCAGCCCGUGUUGCGUUUACGGAAGGCUUUAUACGGAUUGCAGAGGUUUGGUUUUGAUUGGGCCAAGAAGGCCCACAGCGUCCUUACUGCAGCCGGCUGGACUGUCAUUCCGGAUGUUGUCGACGCUGUGUACAUCAAGCGAGACGGCUCCAAGGUGUGCAUCAUGGCGUUGUACGUCGAUGACAUUUUGGCCAGUGGGCCGAGUGACAUGUUGUCGGAAGCCUUGAACGCCAUCAGAGGACAUCCAUGAGCUGGAGCGGCGCGUGGCGCAGGAUAGGAUUUGCUUGCGCAAUGAGGAGGCGUGUGCUUAGUGUUUUUUCAUUGACGCGCACAAAUCCCAGAUCAUUCACGAGGAACGUUUAUCCCAUGAAGUGGGAUUGUUGUCUCCGCACAAAGUUUUAAGGCCUCUGCGGGCCCGCCCGGGGAUAUUUGAACACGGGGGGGUCUUAACAAAUCGUGGUCCCCCCCCGGGCUCCCAGAGGCUCUGCGGGAGGUCUGGACCAAACGGUU